AUGCUACUAUUAUUAUUAAUAUUACCAUUAUUAUUAUUAUUAUUAUUAUUAUUAUUAUUAUUAUUAUUAUUAUUGUUAUUAUUAUUAUUAUUAUUAUUAUUAUUAUUAUUGUUAUUAUUAUUAUUAUUAUUAUAUCAUACUAUAUUAUUAUUAUUAUUAUUAUUAUUAUUAUUAUUAUUAUUAAUAUUAUUAUUAUUAAUAUUAUUAUUAAUAUUAUUAUUAAUAUUAAUAUUAUUAUUAUUAUUAUUAUUGUUAUUAUUAUUAUUAUUAUUAUUAUUAUUAUUCUUAUAUUAUCAUUUUUACUAUUACUCAUAUUAUUAUUAUUAUAUUAUUAUAUCAUUAUUAUUACUAUUAAUAUUAUUUAUGUUAUUCAUAUUAUUUUACUAUAUAUAUAUAUAUGUUCUGCCCGGUGUUUGCCAAAAUAAAACUUCAAGAACCAUAGCUGAAAAAGCUUGCCGAGGAAGGAGCUGA
Messenger RNA from Trypanosoma cruzi, 471 nucleotides. RefSeq lists its product as uncharacterized. The record is from RefSeq and is a predicted model, not a curated record. Bases 1 to 471 code for a protein of 156 amino acids. The transcript has a single exon. Lineage: Eukaryota; Euglenozoa; Kinetoplastea; Trypanosomatida; Trypanosomatidae.